CACACACACACACACACACACACACACACAGACACACACACAGAGAGAAAGAAAUUCCCAGUCGGUCGGGAUCUGCUUCACCGGGGGGAAACGCCUUCUCGCCUCGGACCCGUUCUGUUUUAAUUAGCCUCCCGGUGCCGCGGGUAAUUACGGUAACGAGCCGCAAAUGAACCGUAAUGAACCGCAAAAUUCCCUGAGAAAAGCCUCGCGCGAGACGCGGUGCGUGAUUAAUAACCGUCACUCAGGCUUCGGCGGGGCGCGCGAGGAGUUGACACGCAUUACCCUCUGCACGGCGCGAGAGCCCGUAUGUCAGCCCCCUCGCGCCUCCCGCGCUUCCACAAUCAUUUCCCGCCAAUGAUCAGGAGGUGUCCGCAACGGCGCUUCCUCACCUCCUCGCACCCCCGUCAGCCACACGCAGCGCGCGACACACACACACACACACACACACACACACACACACACAUACACGCACACACACCGGGAGGAGCCGUCUACCCUUCCGUCACCCAUACCCGCCCCUGAGGACGGUGCGUCGUUGGCGGCGUCAAUAUUAUUUAUUAUUCCCGUUAGUCUCGGUAUUUAGCGCCGCAGCUGCUCGCGGUGAUCGUUAAAACGGACGCGUCUCGUUGUUUUUGGGCGCGUGUUGUUCUUGUAACGGGGAUUAUUGAGGCGGCAUCAGCGUGCGGUGAUGCUCUCCGUUAAAGGAUCGUGAAACGUCGCGAGUCUAAAGAACCUCCACAGCGGAUGGUUGGGUGUCGACGUAGGUUUGUUUUGCUCUGAUGGCGAACAUGAGCAGUAGUGUGUGCAUGGAGACCCCACACGCUCAUGGCCACACCCACGGCCACACCCACAACUACAACCACACCCCUGGGCGAGACUUUCCUCUGCAGUUCGACUCUUGCGUGAACCCCGUCUUAGACUACAGUGCACAAAUGGAGCGGUAUCGUUCCUUUGCUACCUUCUAUAAAAACAGCACGGCCGCCGCAGCUGCCGCCGCCGCCCCGUUUCCCCAAACUGCCAAAAUCGCCCGCAUAGCCACACCCCUCUUCCCCUCCGCCCGGCUGUCAGCCAUGCCACCGUGGCCCUGCGACAACACCAUGCUGUGGGGGAGAAAACCUGCCGCGGUAAACGGACCUCACCCACAUCGGACUGGUAUGACGCGGGGGGAGUCGGUGAACGUGCACAUGUCCGGCAAACACAUUCCACAAGACUCUGCCCUCCAAAUGAGUGCCGACAACUUUCUUUCCCCGUUGGCUGCGGAGCAGUGUCGCGGUCUGCCCGUAACGGGGGCGGAGUGCAUGAACCGGCUCAAGUGCCCGUCGUCCGUUCCGCCCUCUGGCGCCGGAGAGGCGGAUCGAGGUGGGACCUUUGGAGGGAUGCCACCGCUGGGGGGUCUGUCGCUGCCGCCAGGGGUCAUCGUCAUGACAACGCUUCACUCCGGUGCAGGGUCAUCGGGGGUCACGAUGUCAGACAGCGCGUUUCAGAUCGCCAACGUGGCGGCAGACUGCCAACAGAGCGGCUCGUCCUGCUCCGGCUCUCCCGCCGCUCUUAAUGGAAACGCUAACGGCAGUUGCAGCAGCGGAAGCGGCAGCGGAGCGGCCAAGCGCAAACGUAAGCGAUGCGGAGUGUGCGCCCCCUGCAGGAGGCUCAUUAACUGCGGAGUGUGCAGUUCCUGCCGGAACAGAAAGACGGGUCAUCAGAUCUGCAAGUUCAGGAAAUGUGAGGAACUCAAGAAGAAACCGGGGAGCACGCUGGAGAGGGCACCGUCAGCGGGAGCAGCCGACACCUUCCGCUGGUUCUUCUGAAAAACUCAUCACAGACCACAUGAUAAUAUACAAAACCGGACUCAAAACUAGAAGAACUGCAGGUCAUAACCCUACGAUCCUCCCCGAGAUCUGAUGAUAGCGUUAUCAGGGACUCUUACCUGCCCUGGCUUUCUACCCCUUCCCCUCAGGACUCACUGUGGCACAGAGGUCAUUCAGCACCGGGGUAUCAGGUGUCAUUUACCCCGCCAGAUAGACGUCGAGUCUCUGACGCUCAGAUUGACUUCAACUCAACCGAACAACAACACUGACAGACGUAGAGAAACAGAGACCCAAUUUCAGUCGUAUCAGGACUUUGUCCGUGUCUAAAGGAAGAGUUCACCCAAAAUAUCACUCUCAUGUUUGUCACUCCACAUCAUCUGAAACACAACUAUCCAUAUCAUUUCUAUAUAAAGUGAAUGAGGCCUGAUUUGCCAAAUCAUUUACAUUCAAAAUGGACAAAAAGCCCCAUACACAUUAGUCCAAAUGACUCGUGCGCUAUAUUCAAAGUCUUGUGAAGCCAUAUGAGAGCUUUGUCUGAGGAACUGACCAAAAAAAAUAGAGCCCCCCC
Molecule: messenger RNA, 2373 nt
Organism: Paramisgurnus dabryanus
Lineage: Eukaryota; Metazoa; Chordata; Actinopteri; Cypriniformes; Cobitidae
Product: CXXC-type zinc finger protein 4
Cellular component (GO): nucleus
Molecular function (GO): methyl-CpG binding; zinc ion binding
Source: RefSeq, a predicted model, not a curated record